Drosophila biarmipes is the source of this 2887-nucleotide messenger RNA. RefSeq lists its product as uncharacterized. Bases 219 to 2294 code for a protein of 691 amino acids. The transcript is spliced from 7 exons. NCBI's taxonomy places the organism in Eukaryota, Metazoa, Arthropoda, Insecta, Diptera, Drosophilidae. The record is from RefSeq and is a predicted model, not a curated record.
UAACCGCUGAAACCAGGCCUCGCCAAUGCGGAUCGUCAAGGUGCCGUUCCAGUCGGUCUGAGAUUUCCACGGCGAGCGGUUUGCAUUUCUCCGGUUUUCGGUUCUACAAUCUUGAAAUCUUAUAGACCUGCCAGCAACAUGUUGUGUGCGAUUUAGUUGGCCCUCAGCCAGUCCUUCGAAAGCAGCAGCAGGAAACCACGAGAGCCGGAAGUUGGGAAAUGUUUGCCAGCGCCUCCGAGCCAGCCCAAGAAUCGUUUGCCCGCAAUGGCAAUCCCGCCCAGGAACUCGCAGAUGCCGCUGAAAUCAAGAACCUGAAGAACAAUAACCAAAGCGAGAACAGAAGCCCCAGUCUCGGAGGAGGAGAAGGAGGUGGCUCACCGCUUCAAGAAAUCGAUGAGCAUUACGUCUGCGACAUUGCCAUGAUGCGAAUCGGCGGGGAGGAGGGUCUCCCGGUGACACACAAAGCUCCGGUGCACGAGGAUGAUUCACCAUCAUCGCAGGCCCACAAUGACAGUACAAACAAUGAGAACGACGUGGAGAUCGACCGCCAGGAGGAGGAGCAGGCGGUCAGCGAUCUGGUGCGAUCGAGCAGUGCCGGUGCCCUCAUGGAGGCGGACAGCAAAAAUGGCGGCAGCAUGCGAGUGGUCUUUGGCAUCCUGGUGCGACUGGUUCUUCCACUGGCCAACGGCGUGGCCAGGGGCAUCAAGGGCAUCCGAGAUGUCCGGGUGCUGCGGGUUCUGCAGAACCUGGCCUCCAGCCGUCAGGCCCUCACCAACCUGGUGGCCUUUGCCGCCAACACUAUAUCACUGAAUCUGUCAUCGGUUCAGGUUUCCAACCGCAUGGGACCUCUGCUGAAGCUCCUGAAAAUGCGCAAAUCGCAGGACGGCCUUGAGAGUCUUCCCGACACCCUGUCGGCCCCCUCCACGCCCUGCACCCCCUGUCCAACCACCAACCCGAUGCAGGGUCCGCCCUUCUACACCGUGCGCCCGGAGGCGCCCAGCUGCUGCACCAUCAACAUCCUGGCCGAACCACCACCGGGUCAACCGAUCCGAGCAGACAUUGUUUUGAUCCAUGGUCUUCAUGGAUCCCUGGUGAACACCUGGAAGCAGGGACUCUGGCAGAACGACCGCCAGCCGGUGGAGUUCGAGAGGCCACCUCGUCCACCAGUGCGUCCGCCGAAGAGACCCCGUCACUCCCGCAGUGCGGCCAUUCAUCCGGCUCCGCGGGAGAAGAGGGCCAAGUUUGCUUCCCUGAACAGGUGUCUGGACACCCCAGAUGAUUCCCCAGUGCGCCAGAGGACUCGCCUGCAGAGGUCCAUGGCAAUGAGGCCGGAGAACUUCCAGUACAAUGCUUCCGAUAGCGAUGACAGCGAUUAUGCCUAUGUUUGUGGGGAACCGGACGACAUCCAGAUCUGCGAGGGAAUCGAGUACAGUUUUCCCACUUUUCGGCUGAGGAUGCAGGACAAUAGCAGACUGCUGCAGGCUGAACUGGAGUCCAUGCUGCAGGCCAAUGAUGGCAAUGAGGAGGAGGCAAGCGCUGGGAAGGAUAGCCGCCCACGUCCCACAUCCCCGGCCACGCCCAGGAAGUCUCCCCGGAAGAGCAAGCCCUCGCCCAAUGAUCCCAACUACUCCAAGUGUUGGCCCGGCGAUUGGCUGCCUCUGGAUUGCCCUGGAGUCCGGGUUAUAGCCCUCAAUUAUACAACCGACCAGUACCUGUGGAGGCCUCUAUGGAAGAGCAAGGAGCCGCGCUCCAGCUUGAUCCAACGCUCCCGGGAAAUGGCCGAGCUGCUCAUCCAGCACCGCGUGGGCCAUGGUCAUCCUAUUAUUUAUGUGGGCCACUCCAAGGGUGGGCUCUUCAUCAAGCAACUCAUGGUGGAUGCCUGGGAAAGUGGUCGUCCUGCGAUGACCCCUCUCUGGAGAUCCGCCCGGGGAUGCUUCUUCUACUCGGUUCCCCAUCGGGGAUCCCACUUGGCCAGCAUCAAGGCGCCAUUGCUAUCCAGAUCGGUGGAGCUACUUGAGAUUGAGAAAAAUAACAAGUACCUGCUGGACCUGCAUAGGAGAUUCGCGGGACUUUAUCACCUGGGUCACCUAAAGAUCGAGGUGUUUAGCUUUGUGGAGACCGCCUUGACGCUCAUGUCAGUGCUCUAUCUACGCAUUGUGGGAGUGGACUCAGCUGAUCCCGGAAUUGGCGACGUCUGCGGCAUUCGUCUCGACCAUCGAGAGAUCUGCAAACCCCGUGGACGGGAUUGCAUUCUGUACAAAGAGCUGGUGAAAAUGAUUGAGAAGGUGUGCUGAGCGUUCGUCUGAAGGGUAGGACCUGAUCUGUUUGGAACCGAAAUGUGAAUAGAACCGACAACUCUGAGGUGUCAUGAUAAUUACGCGUACCUAAAUACGAUGCCCCAGCCCAACUGGGGCGUGCUUAAAGUUAGAGCAUCGCUUGUCGAUUGAAUAGUGCAUAGCAUAGUGGUUUUCAUAAACUCCAAUUCGCCUAUCCAUAGCUCAAGUUAGUUGUACAUGCAUUAUGUGUUGCCUCUAGUUUAAGCCUCAAGAGCGAGCAGUUGAAAAUGCUUAGGCCAUCGGGCGUCAGUGAUAAUUUUGCAAUUUUUGUGAUCGAUUGUGAUCAUGUUCUUAGCACUUUGUUGUGAUGAUCCCCCAAACACCCGUGAAUACGUUAUUGAUAUUGUACCAUAGGAAUACCUUUUAUAUUUAGAGUUCGCUAGUACCAUAGAUUUCGUUAUCUGAACACCGAAACCCACACCGCUGUAAAAUGUUACCAACGAAGACAAAAUUUGUGCAUACAUUAUUUCCAGAAAAUAUUCAAUCGAUGUUUUAUACUUAGCUACUAAGAAUUGAAUUACUACAAUUAAUAAAAAAUUAUAUUUUACAAA